GGAAACUCACACGACAAUCAAAAAGGCACGACAGGACAGGAACACGAGCGGCAGUUCCUUCAUCAAUGUCGCGUAGAACAAGCAGAGCGAGUGGAAGUGGCGGCAGAUCGUCUGCUCUAAGCGAGAUUCGUCGACUACGAGAAGCAAAGCUGAAUGGAGGUGACGAUGACGUCGAUCCCAAGAAGAUCAGCCGCAUCGACACAUAUGAUGCGAAAGAGAGCAGCAUUUAUCAAGAGUUGAACGAAGAGGAGUACAAUGAACUCGUCCGAAAACGCCGCGAGGAGCUGCCUUUUGUUGAAGACGACGAGGGUGGGAUGGGAUACUACGACGAUGGCGAGGAACAGUACUUCGAAGACGACGGCGAUAUGGACGAAGAGUUGGUGGAGCCGGACGACUUAGACCCGAACAGCAAGAAGCGGCAAAGCUCCGGUGCGUUGUCCAGCGCGUACGUAAAGCGAGCCAAGCGCAUGCAGCGCGCAAAGUUGGGAACGGGAACUGAACAGAAGAUCACUCAUAUGUUCUUCUCGAAAACAAACGACAAACCGAGAAGUGCCCCCACAACUACCUCACGACGCGCCAAGCAAGAUAUUGAUCUUGACAGCAUGUUGGACGACUUGACAAACAACCCGCUGGAUGCAUCACUGUCUCGCACAAGAAAGCAGCCCAUGUUUACUUCUAGUCAAAGCACAUCAACGUCGCAACUGCCAUCAUCAUCCUCUGGUCGUCAAUUCAUACAGGAAUAUCAGCCAAGCAGCUCGACUGUCCAUCCCGACGACGACCAAGGGGAGGUCGGAGUUGACCACGGUUACGAAUUCGACGACGAAAACGACAGCUUGCACCAAAAAAAUGAGAACGCUGAUGCUGGCAUUGAAAAGGAAGAGCCCCGGCAGUCAGUCACGGCCACAGCACCGGUCGAAAAUGCGGAGGUUGCCCCUGUCGUAAGCAAGCGCGACUUGCUUCUCAAGAAGGCCCGUGAAAGCCGAGUGGAAGCUUCUGCAGCAACGGAGAAAGUGCUGUCGACCACCGUCGAUAGCCAAGCUGACGACGACGCAUCCUCUCACGACAAGCCGUCAAUCGGUGGGCUGCACGUCGGGUCUGUUCCAUCGAACGAAGUGGGCGAGUGGUGGAACACCACCGAUGUCGCUGUGGAAGAAUCCACCACACCCAUAGAUACGUCGACCGAUGGCGACCUUCAAAUCUUUUGGACUGACGCGGUCGAAGUGCGCGAUCGGCCCGGCAAAUUGUACUUGAUUGGCAAGACUAAAGACGGCCAAGGGUUCAAGAGUUGCUGUGUAAUUGUGAACAACUUGCAGCGGUACUUGUACGUUGUUCCCCGUGUACCAACCGAGAAGCAAGGAUUGUACCCCACCAUGGCCGACUUGCCCAAAGAAGCCCAACAAGAGCUGUGGAUGAAUAUGCACAAAGACAUCAGUUCGCUUCUCAUUCCAUCCUGCAUCACGGACCGCAAGGACCAACAAGCGUUUCGAACUAAGCUCGUCGAGCGCAAUUAUGCGUUUGAAUUGCCAGACCUUCCUCGCGGCAAGAACACGUACUUGAAGGUCAAGUAUCCAGCCAAGUAUGCAGCUCCGUCACCAGAUGUCUGCGCCAAGGGCAGAUCGUCGUUCGUUCGCAUCUGCGGCGGCACCGUGCGCCCUUUGGAAACAUUCCUCAUUCGUCGCAAGCUCCUCGGUCCAUGCUGGUUGCAGAUCCAAGGCGCCAAGCGCGUGACGACCAACCACCAAAGCUACUGCAAGGUCGAAUAUGAAACAUCGAGUCCGAUCAACGUCGUGCCUGUCCAUGGCAUUCCAUCUCCGCCGCUGACUGUGCUCAGCUUGAGCAUUAAGACCUGCUGCAAUCCCCAUUCUCACAAGCACGAAGUUGUCGCAUUCUCUGCUGUGACUGAGACCAACAUCAACCCGGAAGGAGGCAGCAAGGGAAAGGGCAAGAUCUCUCAUUUCUCUGGCAUCCGGCCGUUCAUGGCUGACUCGCAGCGUUUUCCAGAAUCGUAUGGCCCCGCAGCCAUGGCCAAUGAACGAUUCCGCACCCCACAGUCUCUCAGCAUUGAAAUGAACGAAAAAGCACUGCUCAAUUUUCUCUUGGCCCGAGUCCAGCGAGAAGAUCCCGACGUGAUCGUCGGCCACAAUUUGCAAGGGUACACCCUCGACGUGCUCAUGUCUCGGAUGGACAACUUCAAGAUGGGUGGGAUGUGGUCGCGACUGACGCGGCUGCGUCGUGGGUUGCUGGCGCCCAUGAACCAAGGCGAAGGCUGGAACGAAUACCGCUUGGACGACAUGUCCAACGGCCGCUUGUUCUGUGACACCUUUGUCGCCGCCAAAGAACUCCUGACGUCGCAGUCGACGUAUUCGUUGUCCCAUUUGGUGUCCACGCAACUCAACAAGUCGCGGGUCGAAGUCGAAAUGACCGAUAUUCCGGCCAUUUUGGCCUCUGGUCCCGACAACUUUGUCAAGCUCAUCCAGCACACACUGGACGACGCCAUGUUUGUCCUGCACUUAAUGCACAAGUUGGAGGUCAUUCCUCUGAGCAAGCAGUUGGCCAAUUUGUGCGGAUAUCUGUGGACGCGGACGCUACAAGCUAACAAACGAGCCGAGCGCAUCGAGUAUUUGCUUUUGCAUGAGUUUGAUCGGCCAAAGAGCAAGUUCAUCGUCCCAGAAAAGUUCCGCGACAACAAGCCCAAGUUCAGCAAGAAGCGAGAGCCGGCGGGAUACGCCGGAGGGAUGGUAUUUGCCCCGAAGAAAGGCUUGUACGACAACUUUGUCGUGCUGCUCGAUUUCAUGAGUCUGUACCCGUCCAUCAUUCGGGAGUAUAACAUUUGUUUCACAACGGUCGAGCGCAAUUUGAACGUCGCGAACGAAAAGCCGAGCGGACCUCGCAACCUUGAAGAUGACGACGAAGAUGCCGACGGCGAAGUAAUUGUCACGGUCGAAAACGACGUGCCGGCGCUACCGAGUGCUUCCUGUGCGGAAGGAAUCCUCCCACAAGUGAUUAAGCGACUCUUGGAGUCGCGCAAGCUUGUCAAGCAACAGCUCAAGGCCGAGUUGAAGGCCGGGAACAUCGAAAAAAGCUUGACGUUGGAUAUUCGCCAGAAAGCCAUUAAGUUGACGGCCAACUCCAUGUACGGUUGCCUGGGCUUCCGCUACUCGAGGUUUUAUGCAAAACCUAUCGCCGCCCUCAUCACGUCAACUGGUCGCCAAACCCUCCAGCGUGCCCAAGAAGUGGCUGAACAAGAGUGUGGCUACGAUGUCAUUUACGGUGAUACUGACUCGAUCAUGGUCGACUCUCGCAGCGAUAAACUCGAAGACGCCAAGCGCAUUGGACGGGAAAUCCAAGUCCAAUGCAACAAGCAUUUUAAACUCCUCGAGCUUGAAGUUGACUACAUUUUCAAGACGAUUCUCCUGCUCAACAAGAAGAAGUAUGCGUCGCUCGUGGUGAAGGAGCACAAUGGCGGAGUGACAUACGAAAAAGAAGUCAAAGGACUCGACAUGGUACGUCGAGAUUGGUGCGUGCUGUCCAAGGUUGUGGGGAACAACAUCCUGGACUUCAUAUUGUCUGGCAUUGGACGAGACGAAGUCGUCGAGAAGAUCCACGAAUACUUGCAAAGUGUCGGAGAAAACAUGCGAGCCGGCAAGGAGCCCAUCACGCAGUACGUGAUUACGAAGAGUUUGAACAAAGCUCCAGAGCAGUACCCAGACAAGGCCAAACAAUAUCACGUACAAGUUGCGAUGGCAUUGAGAAGCCAAGGCAAAGCAAUUGGUGUCGGCACUCAAAUCCCAUACGUCAUUUGCAAAGAAGAGGAGCCUGGAAGUCAACGUCGCGCAUACCACCCCGACGAAGUGUCGCGGUCGCAAGGAAAGCUCAACGUGGACAUUGAGUGGUAUUUGGAAGCUCAGAUCCAUCCACCAGUGAACCGUCUCUGCGCCCACAUUGAUGGGACCUCAAGUCCUCAGCUCGCGCAAUGCUUGGGCUUGGACACGAGCAAGUUUUCACAUUCGGUGCAAAACGUUGGCGAAGAUGAAAUCGACAUCAUCCCAAGUGUCCUGCAACACGACUCGGAACGCUUCAAGUCUUGUACUCCAUUGCGACUGACGUGCCUUAAGUGCAACCAAGAGAACAUGUUUCCUGGCGUGUUUGCGUCGCGGGCUACGCGGUACUCGUCUGGAUUGCUCUGUCCAAACGGCUCGUGCAAGGCCAACUUUUGGGGCUACGAUCAAGAAGGAAUUUAUGGACAAGUUGGCGACGAUUUUGCGGCGCUUCUGUCGAAUCGAAUGCACUUGGCAAUUCGCGACUGCACGAGGCGGUACUAUCAAGGGUGGGUCGUGUGCACGGAGGGACUGUGCAGCUCCCGCACGCAAAAGCAGUCUCUGCGUGGGCGUCGAGGGGACGCUUGUUCGGUCACUGGAUGCCGAGGAACGGUGUGCAUGGAGUACUCGGACACCGCUUUGUACACGCAACUCAAGUACUACGAAUCCCUCGUCAACGUCAACCACGCACUGGAGAACAUUCAAAAGGAAAAUUCUCGUCAACUUGGCCAAGAGAUUGCUGUGGGAGCCAUUCCCGAGUCGCAUAUGGCCCUGUUUGGAAAGUUGUGCCAGCAAAUUCGAGAGACGAUCGACCGCAACGAUUACAAUUGGGUCAAGCCGUCCAUGUGGACAUCCCUGUUUUCAUAGAAAAGCGGGCACAAGUAUACUAGAAAUCGACCUGCGUUUUUGUUUUAUGUCGGAUGCAAUGCGUUCCCGGUACUGCUUCAACUGAAGCAUGGCAGUGUUAGAUUGUUCAAUGGAGUCGCGGGUCGGCGUUUUCGACAUGAAGCGUGCGCCGUUUCUUGGGCGACGGGUUGUUGAGCAGGAUGAAGUGGCCUUGCUUGUUGAAGACGACGCUAUCGACCAUCUUGAUGCGCCCCUUGGCAAGCAUAAUGCGGCCCACUUCGACCGCUUCUGCUUCGCUCGUGACAAACUGGUUGCCGACCAGCGUAUCGAUCAUGGUUUUCGCCGACAAACACGCAAUCUCACGCUUGAACACGCCGACGCGAAUCCGCACCGGCCGAACGCACUGGCGAACUUCAUGCAAAAUCGACAUGAGUCGAAUCUCCUCGGAAAUCGGGUGCGCGCCGAGCAACGAGCUGCGACUUAAAUACUGCAGCACUUCGGGGAUGUGCCCGCACAAGAGUCGAAGUUGUUGCAAGGAAUGGGGCCAGAACUGCGGCUCGAAUGUUCGCGCGUGCGCCCGACUGCACCACAGCAAGAGCGACAGCUGAUAAAACGUCAACCGAUGGGCCUCCAUCGACACGCCUUGGUUGAGCAUGUUGUACUCGAGCAUGUUUGGGUUGAUGAUCAUGUUGCCAAAGUCGUUGAGCAAGACGGUGGUCCCGACUUCCGUGAACGAGUCCCACAACGUCCGAAGCUACAACAAGAGGUUGAGUGAUGCUGCAGGUUGACGGGGCCGUACCGGGGAGUGGCAGAUGGGGUCGCG
Aphanomyces invadans is the source of this 5487-nucleotide messenger RNA. RefSeq lists its product as hypothetical. Lineage: Eukaryota; Oomycota; Saprolegniomycetes; Saprolegniales; Verrucalvaceae. The record is from RefSeq and is a predicted model, not a curated record. Gene Ontology annotation, cellular component: alpha DNA polymerase:primase complex. The transcript has 10 exons. The coding region runs from base 66 to 4685 and encodes 1539 amino acids. Gene Ontology annotation, biological process: mitotic DNA replication initiation; leading strand elongation; DNA replication. Gene Ontology annotation, molecular function: pyrimidine nucleotide binding; purine nucleotide binding; DNA replication origin binding.